Molecule: messenger RNA, 1242 nt
Organism: Eruca vesicaria subsp. sativa (arugula)
Lineage: Eukaryota; Viridiplantae; Streptophyta; Magnoliopsida; Brassicales; Brassicaceae
Source: the annotation of a GenBank genome assembly
AUGCGUGGUCUUGAUCAAUGGAUUGCUGACGCAAUCAAAUCAGAUUCACUAUUUUCCGACCAAUCUGUAUCUUCCUCGUCUGUCUCCUUUGUUCCCUGUAAGAACUGCACAGUCAGUUCAAUGGGUUUUGUCGGAAAAUCAACGUUUUUGAAGUUUAGGAAAAGAGACAGAACCAGAGGAGCUCUGUUUUUGUCAGUCAGUUUAUCUAUAAAGGAGGAAGAAGAAGGUGAAGGGUAUAAUGGUCAAAACGGUUAUAAAUCUCUUAAGUUGAAAGACUCUGUGUUGAUCAAAGCUGAGGAGAAGAAGAUUAAGGUUAAGGAGAAUGGAUCAGGAGCUCUCAAUACCACUAAGCAUCUAUGGGCUGGUGCUUUUGCUGCCAUGGUUUCAAGCAGAACUUGCAUUGCACCACUUGAGAGGAUGAAGCUAGAAUACAUUGUCCGUGGAGAGCAACGAAACCUCCUUGGACUCAUUAAUAGGAUUGCAACAACAGAAGGCAUUAGAGGAUUCUGGAAAGGAAACUUGGUUAAUAUUCUUAGAACCGCUCCUUUCAAGUCCAUCAACUUCUACGCAUAUGAUACAUAUAGAGGCCAGCUUCUGAAACUCUCUGGAAACGAAGAAACUACUAACUUCGAGAGGUUUAUCGCCGGUGCAGCUGCUGGAGUAACAGCUAGUUUACUUUGUCUACCACUAGAUACUAUAAGAACUGUUAUGGUUGCACCUGGUGGAGAGGCACUAGGUGGUGUGGUUGGUGCAUUUCGUCACAUGAUUCAAACGGAAGGUUUCUUUUCUUUAUACAAAGGUCUUGUGCCUUCACUUGUUAGCAUGGCUCCUGCAGGAGCAGUGUUCUACGGUGUGUAUGAUAUCUUGAAAUCAUCUUACCUUCAUACACCGGAAGGGAAGAAAAGGCUUGAACACAUGAAACAAGAAGGUGAGGAGCUGAAUGCUUUUGAUCAGUUAGAGCUUGGUCCAAUGAGGACUUUGUUGUAUGGAGCAAUAGCUGGGGCUUGCUCAGAGGCAGCGACUUAUCCUUUUGAAGUUGUGAGAAGGCAUUUGCAAAUGCAGUCACAUGAGAGGAAGUUGAGCACAGUGGCUACUUGUGUGAAGAUUGUUGAACAAGGUGGUGUUCCUGCUCUAUAUGCUGGCUUGAUUCCCAGCUUAUUGCAGGUUUUGCCUUCAGCAGCGAUUAGUUACUUUGUGUAUGAGUUCAUGAAAGUUGUCAUGAAGGUAGAAUCAACACAAUAG